UUGCCAAGGAGACACGAAUCCCGGAAAUGCGGAAUUCGGGGAGGGCACGCGCGCGAGAGCUGCUGGCGAGAGGCCGGGCGUCACAGGUCCGGGCAGGAAAGAAGUUGGCAGGUCCUGACUGGGGAAAGCUGUGUGAACAGCAAAUCCGCGUUAAGGCAGCUCUAGUGGUGAGAUGGAGUCGCACGUCGCAGACGCCGGAGCAGGCGACACUGAGCGAGUCGCAGGCGUGUGUCCGACGAUUGGAGGCGCCGCCCGGGGGCCCGUGGUCUCGGCGUCCCUAGGAGCCGCCCGCUGGAAGCUCCUGCGGCAGGUUCUGAAGCAGAAACACCUGGAUGAUUGUCUGCGACAUGUAUCUGUAAGAAGAUUUGAAUCAUUUAAUCUGUUUUCAGUAACAGAAGCCAAAAAAAGGGAAAUUGAAAAGGAGGCUGGUACAUGGGUCCAAUAUACAAGUGUCUUCUAUCCUGAAUACAGUAUCUCCUUAAG
Molecule: messenger RNA, 483 nt
Organism: Castor canadensis (American beaver)
Lineage: Eukaryota; Metazoa; Chordata; Mammalia; Rodentia; Castoridae
Source: RefSeq, a predicted model, not a curated record